Molecule: messenger RNA, 7857 nt
Organism: Cladocopium goreaui
Lineage: Eukaryota; Dinophyceae; Suessiales; Symbiodiniaceae
Source: the annotation of a GenBank genome assembly
AUGAAUCCAAUGUACAGUGGUAUAGUGUUGUUUGACCACACUACCGACACGACGCUGCAGCCCCUAUUGGUGCAAAAGGUAGUGACAGCCGUUGGUUUGCUCCCCCGCUUGGCACUUUGUCAGUUGGUAGCGCGGAGCUUGGUCCGCGUGUCCGGGACCGAGACCGCGGGCAGCGCCAUGGCGUCGCUACCUUCACCUAGGGGCGGAGUGGAAGGUCUACGACGCGAUCAUGGCAGAGCUGGAGGGCAAGAUGGAACAAGGUCCGAAGAGACCGUGGACGAGUUCAUCAGGGUCGCCACCAACACGCCGACCGAAGGCGAUCAAGCUCGAGGAGAUCAAGGAGCACCGAGCGGGCACCAGGAGCGACCAGACGGACUCCGUGACGAAUGGCAGGAAGCAUGGGAAAGACGACGGUCUUCGCAAGCUCCGGGUCCAGGCCAAGGGGAAUGGCAGGAUCGACAAUGGGGUGAAGGUCACCGACAAUGGGAUUGGGGUGAUCAAUGGGGAUGGAGAGAAGACUGGUGGUCUGCCGCUUCCAGAGGCAAGGACUACGCUGACCCUCCGGCUUGGGCUGGAUGGCCAAACUAUCGCUUAUGGAAGCGAUCUAUACAGAGAUGGGACCAGUCCACUGAUGUCUCGGUCAAUAGGAGGGCCGAGAGGAUCUUCAAGACCAUGGACUGGGACCUGCAGGCUCGCUUUGAGCACUUGGGGGACGACGUCAUCACCGGGCACGGCUACUUGACUGCCGUGCUGAACAUCCUGGACGUGCUCGCGGGCGAGAAGCAGGCUUCAGAGAUGCGACGAGUUGUACGUCGCGCCCUGUUCGAAGGAGGACGCAAGAACGAGGAGUCAAUCUCUCAGUUUGCGCUUCGAAGGGAUCAGGACUUCAGCAUGGCCGAGAAGUACCUUCAGAUUCCGGAUAACUUGAAGGGCAUCAUGUUGGAGGAGCACGCAAACCUGAGCAAGCAGGCGAUGCUGAACCUUCGAACGCUCACUGGUGGCUCCAGUGACUAUCAUGCAGUCUCCCAAGCCAUCAAGGUGUUGGACCUCGAGGAAGAGCACGUGUCUUCCAAAGGCAAGGGAGGCAACUUUCCAGCGUUUGAUGACGCUGGCUCCUCCGAGAAUGUGGACGAGGACGAGGUGUCAUCGUUGGCGACGCAGGAUCAGGAGGACAUUCUGGUGGAGAUCGAGAAGAUGGACCUCGAUGAGAAGGUUGCGGUGGAGGUCUUCGUGGCUCUCGAGAAGGAGAAGCGCUCCUGGAAGGAGAACAAGAAGCUCAAGAUGGCACAGAGAAAAGACAGACGGCACUUCUCUGACCGGACAACGCGUCCGUAUGGUGCCGGCCGACCCAAAGGAAAGCGAGGCUUCAACGUCGACGCCAUCAAGAAGGUCUCGCGGUGCAGCAACUGUGGAGAUCGUGGACACUGGGCGGAGGACUGCAAGAAGCCAUACAGAUCCAAGGCUGAUCGGCUGGAGCAGGAGAAGCACGCCAAGGGCGGUGCCGGACGAGGAGCAGGAGGACCAUCGGCUUUUGUCUUUUUAGGCGCUUCUUCCUCUUCCACAUCGAGCGCGCAGCCUCAUUUAGGCGGUUUCAACUACUUGGGCUUCCAGGAGGAAGCAACCUAUGAGCUGGCCUUGCAAGAGACGCAGACGCAUGGGGAGCCCUACGUUCAGGAGAAGUUCAACGUUGAGGACUAUGUGACUGAUGGACAGCUCAAGACGUUCGUGGGCAUGGCGAUUCCAGAGUUCGCCCAACGAGUGCUGGACCAAUACAGGCUUCCAGACACUCCGCAAGUGUUCAUUUCUCUUCCUGGUGGACAUGCGAUAGUGGAUCCUGGAGCUGGACAAGAUCUCAUUGGACAGCAGGCCUACGAGCGGCUGAAGGAGAAGCUGAAGGAGCGCGGUCUACGACCCAUUGAGUUGGAGGAGACCCCAGGUGCCGCUGCAGGUGUUGGUGGCAAAGCCAAGACCCUCUUCCUGGCGCUCAUUCCCUGUGUUCUCGGUGGAGCUCCAGGAGUUGUGAAGAUCACCGUGGUGCAGCAGGACAUCCCGCAUCUCUUGAGCAUCGGUUUGCUCGAAAGCCUGGGUUCCAUCAUCGACAUCAAGGGCAAUGUUCUGAAGUACGAGAACUACGAUGCCGAGGACCAGAUGCAUCGCAUGUCUUCUGGGCACAGGACCAUCGACGUGACCAAGUGGGAAGGAGGAGAAUUUCCGGUCCCUCAGCAACUCCGUGACCAGUACGGCUUGCCUGAGGGAUCCUUCAACCUAGAGACUUGUUACGCCUCGGAGGCAUACAUGGAGCUGCUGCCGCAGUUGAGUGGGAGGGUCGGAUUACAAACAGAGUCCAUCAUCACGCAUGUACACCACAUUCCACGCAGAUCGCAUUACAUGCCUCAUGUUGAAGAUCACAAGAACUUGGAAGAUGUUAGAGUGACUUUGAAGCGGCACGAAGAUGGCAGUUUAUCACACAGUGUGGACACGUGGAGGCUUGCAGGCGACAGGCAAGUAGAAGAAGUACCCUGGACGGGAAUCACCGUGUUUGUGAAGAAGCUUGCAAAAGACUCUAUGCACCAGCGCCUUUUGUGCUCAAAAUUCGAAGUGGCCCCUUCCGGUCCCAGCUACGCGAUCGCUGCGUCUUUGGAUGCCGCGGGAUCUGCAGUCUCAAUGGCUGCGCAUGGCGACCGCGCUGUUGGAGAAGGAGGCCCACCAGGUCAAGGAGAAGAUCAAAGGAGAGAAGCCAUGUCUCCAUCCACCCAGCUGCGUGGUGCAGGGGCGCAACCAGUACGGGGAGUGGGAUCGAUGCCUACGCUGCAAGACGAAGCUAGCAUACCGGCCCUUCUCUUCCAAGCAGGACGGCAAGAAGAAGGACAAGAAGGGCAGAGAGAUUGUCUAUGUGGCGACGGCAGCACCCCUGGAGCCGAAGCGGGCGCCGAAAGCCAAGGCAGAAGCAGCUUCGAGCUCCCAGCACAUGGCUCCGGAGGCCCUGCAAGCGUCUUUACAGGAGUCGAACCAGCAGCUGCUCACGGGGAUGUCGACGGUGCUGGCUCAGGCAAUUACCCCGUUGAUGUCGGGGCAACAGGCUCUGCUCGAGAUGACGCAGCAGUCAAUGAACAACCAGACCAUGCUGAUGUCCACCGUGCAGCAGACCCAGGGAGCAAUGGCUCAGGCGAUGACGGAGAUGACUCAACAACUACGACGAGCCCAAGACGAGGAGGAGUGGGCGAACGUGUCAGAUCCCCCGCAGUACCACUGAUGCAUUUUGCCACGGCUCCCAACACUGCAUGUCGUCUACAUCAUGGACUUCCUCGGUACGCCCGGAAGACGUUCUUCAUGGAGCAGGAUGACAUCAAGGUUGCCUGGAGCACCCCGGAGUUGAAGGACUACUUUGAGGACGAGGACAUCAAUGAUGACUAUGAGUGUGGAGUGUCCACUGGUGUGAGAAGGGCGACACGUAGGGCACUGGAGGCUGAAGGUUUUAUCGACGAGGACACCGACCAAGAGCCCAACAGGGAGCCCUCACCCACGCCCCCCCCAUCCCCUGACGUCCUCAUGGAGUUUGGAGAAGAACGUGUCGUGUACAAGGUCAUGGAGCUCUUCUCUCCUCCCCGAGUCACUGCGGAGAUCAUGACUGGGGGCUAUCGCAACAUCGGGCACACCGAACCAGCCGCCUUCGACAAGGACUGCGGCUGGGACUUCUUUGAUGCACAGGAUCGGAAGAUGUUCUGGCAGUGCUUCGAGGAACAACAGCCCGACUUGGUGAUCAUGACCCCGGUCUGCCGAGCUUUCAGCAUCCUCAUGAACUCCAACUGGGAUCGCAUGGACGAGGUAGAGAAGGAGAAGCUUCAGAAGGCAUGCAUGACGAUGUUCCAAUUCUGUGUGCAGGUCGCGGACGAGCAGCUCUCUCGCGGGAAGGAAUUCAUCCUGGAGCAACCUGAUGGUGCUUCCUCUUGGAACACCCAUGCCGCUGUAUGGCUUGCGAAACAGGAGCAGGUGCUUCACAUUGCGUUUGACCAAUGUAUGCUGGGCCUACAGGUACAUCCCGCUGGACCUUCGAAGAAGCGGACUGCCUUCAUGCUCAACCAUCUCGGCAUUGCAGACGAGAUCGUGGAGUACCAGUGCGAUGGAAGCCACGUGCAUGUGAAGUUGGAAGGAGGUUUACCUCUGCUAGCCCAGGUCUGGCCACAGAGGCUCAUCAGGACCAUCUUAGCUGGAAUCCUUCGACAGCUGGAAUGGUCAGGAGUUGAGGUCGAAGAAUCUGAGAGUGAGGAGUCACCUGAACAUGAGGAGCAGCUAGAUGAUGAUCAGCCAAACCAGGACUCAACGGUCGUGCGAGAACAGGAGCUCUCACAAGCUCAGAAAGACCUGGUGAAGAGGAUAGUAGGCGCUGAUGUCUUUUUCGUGCGCUGGGGCAACAAGAAGGUUCCCUUCCUCAACCUGGUCGACCACGGGUCGAACUGGCAGUGUGUGGCGAUGGUUCGACCGGCAGAAGGAGGCGAACCAACCAAUGGCAACCCCAAAUCUGAAGAUACCUGGCAUUGGAUGAUGAGCUCUUGGAUCAGACCACAUGGAGCACCAGAAGUUCUUGUGACGGACGGUGGAAUGGAGUUUCGUGGACGCUUUGAACGAGGUCUCGAGCAACUCUCCGUCCUACACAAUGUCACUGACAUCCAGUCCCCAUGGCGGAAUGGCAGGGUGGAAAGACAUGGGCAAUGGAUCAAAGACCGGGUGGAGCUCGAACUGGCGUCUGGCUCUUCGAUCUUGGAGAACCUGAACGACCUGGACAACCUCAUCAUGGAGCUGGUCAGCUGCAAGAACAUUUGGUUCUCUCGAGGUGGCUACAGCCCAGCACAGAUUGUCUACGGAAGGAAUCCCCGACUACCACCAGAGCUUUUGUCUGAUGCAGAUCAGGCAAGCCCCGGUUGGUCCGACAUCCUGUGCGAUCCCACCGAGAUGGACACCGCUGCCGCAGAGUUCAAGCGAGCUCAUCGCAUCAGAGAGCAGGCCAAGAAGCUCGCCAUGGAGCACACCAGCAAGGAGAAGCUGAGGGAUGCUGCCAAGCCGCCCAUGCACCGCUACAGGACUUGGACGGCUGGACAAUGGGUCCUGGUGUGGAGGAUCGCUCAAGGAAGUGAGCGUGCGAGAUGGGUAGGCCCAGGCCUUGUGAUACUCCAGAAUGGGCACACGGUCUACGUAGCCAUGAGGAGCAGGCUGUGGAAGUGCAACACAGACCAGCUCAGGCCGGCCACCGCCACUGAGGACAAAGAGCCGGUGCGGUGGAUGUGGCACGAGAAGGAGCACCAUCUGACAACGCCUGGAGAACCGCUCCCGCUGAAGGAGAAGAAGCCUCGACACUGUCCAGAACUGGUGACGGCUCAGAGCCAGCCCUCCCAGUGCGCGACAACUAGUCCCAAUGUGAGAAGGGGAAUGGUGAGAAGACAUUCACUGGACACUGUGUCAGAGCCACUCUCCGAGCCCUCAGCAGCAACUACCCCACGCGGUGAUGGAGCAGAAGACGCAGAAGGGAAGAGGCGGAAGGUCAGCAAGGAACCUUUGCCCACAAUUGAGGAGACACGCGCUACACCACAGGAGCCUCAACCAGGCAGGCCGCCCGGACAGGAAGAAGUUUCUUCCUCUUCCAACGACCCACGCACCUACAGAGAGGCAAGGGUACGAGAACGAGUUCAAGAGAUCGAGAGCCGACCACACAUGACAAGGAGGAGAUCAAGGUCCCCACUUCCUGAAGUGUUGAGGCGGCAAAUUGGAGGACCACCUCGGAUACCGCUGGACACCAUGGGGGGUCCAGCCACAGACCUCAACGCUGACGAGCUCUACGUCCCGGGGAAGCGCGAGCAUCGGGAGAUCUUCAAGGAGCACUGCAUUGCCUAUAACGAGGCGUACUUCUGUGAGAAUGGACUGGACCUUGGGGAGCUCCCCAUAGAGGCCUUGUUUGAGCUUGAGCCGCACGGUCCUUGUGAGGAGAUGCAGACAGGGCCGAAGCAGAUCUGGGCCACUGAGCAAGUCAGGAAUGGCGAGAUCACCUGGUCGCAGAUGACGCCGGAUGAGGUCCUGGAAUUCAAGAAGUCGGACCUCACUGAGUGGAAUGAUCUGGAGAAUGGAUUCCAGGCCGUCAAGGUGUGGAAAGGAGGAGAAGCCAAAGACCUCAGGGAGAAGUACAAGCACCGCAUCAUGACUUCCCGAAUGGUGAGGCGAAAGAAACCUAUGCCUGGGCUGCACAAGUUCAAGGCCAAGUCCAGGUUCUGUGUUCAUGGACACAAGGAUCCAGACGGAGGAACGUUCCGCACCUUCGCUCCCACUCCAAGCUCCGAGGCUUUGAACAUGGUUUGCCAGGUCAUCGCCAACGAGAACCUACAUCUCCUGUUCGCUGACGUGAAGGCCGCCUUUGCCCAGUCUGACAAGCUGGCGAGGCCCAGGGGCAGAUUGUUCGUUGAACCAUGUGAUGGAGUUCCAGUCGAGAAGGGAGACCUCAUUGAGCUGGUACAACCAGUCUAUGGCCUGGAUGAUGCGCCUCUGAGAUGGUUUGAGACGGUGACCCGCUUUCUCCGGUCCAUGGGAUUGAGGAAGAGCCUACUGGACCCCUGCGUCUACGUCCAGCACAACGAGCACAACGAACUGGUCCUGCUCAUCCUCAUCGAGGUGGACGACUUCAUCGUGGCGGCGAAGGACGAGAAGAUUCAGCAGGAGGCCAAGGACAAGCUGAUGUCCAGAUUCCGGUUCGGAAAAUGGGAGGUCGGAGAAGCCGACUUUAUCGGCCGUCACAUCAAGAAGGAGGGCAACGAAAUUCGAAUGGACCAGGAGAAGUACAUCAUUGAGAAGAUGGAGGCGGUCCACCUUUCCAAGGGCAGGAGAUCCAACAAGGAUGCACCUCUUCAGGAGGAGGAGUUCAAGGACUUCCGAAGCAUGCUAUACAGAGCGAGCUGGCUGGCGCAUCAGACUAGGCCAGAAGCCUCGGGAGUGGUAUCCAUCCUCUCAAGCAGGCUCCACCAGGCGAACAUCAAUGACGUGAUCAUGCUCAACAAACUGGUGGGCCAUUUGAGGAGCACCGCAAAGCAACCUCUCCGACUCAAGGGCUUCAAGAAGGAGGAGAUGAAGUUCAUCGGGAUCAGUGAUGCCGGCGGUGUCGACGGUGACAUCAGAGGCCUGGACAAAAUGGGCCUGCCGGAGGACCCCGUACAGGGGGCCUGGAUCGUCCUGGCAUCAGACCUCCUUCCUGCACAUGACCUGAAGAUCAAUGUCAGCGUCUUGAGUUGGAGGUCAUCGAAGCUGAAGCGGAGGGUGACAAGCACGAUGGCCGGAGAGACGGUUUCUAUGUCUCAGUGCAUUGGAGAGGUCGAGUGGAUGCAGAUCUUUUACCGAGACCUGAUGUUCGGAGACGUGAAGGUCCAAGAAUGGCAUCACAGUCUGAGCCCCUACCUCAUCUACCUGCCGGAGGAGUGCGAAUUGGUGGCAAGGCAGGAGCAGUGCCAGAUCACGGAUGCCAAGUCGCUGUAUGACGCCAUUUUCAAACAAUGUCCUGCCUCACGGCAGGACAGACGCACCGCCUUGGAGCUUGCGGUCAUCGUGGACUCCGUGCAGAAGGCCGGCUCAGAGAUUCGCUGGACGCCCCACCAGCGUAUGCCCGUCGACAUGCUGACCAAGGUGGACUUCAGUAAGACGAAUGGAACCUUACUCCACCUGCUGAAGACUGGGCAACUGCGUAUCGACAAGGAGGACGCAGAGAUGAUGAGAAGGAAGAGAGAUGAGUCGGCCCGCUCGAGGACACGGAGAAGCAGCGAAAAGUUGCUAGCUGAGGAGCUCUACUACGCGAAGAUAGUUAGCAACAUAGUGUGGUCAACAUAA